Molecule: messenger RNA, 3400 nt
Organism: Daktulosphaira vitifoliae (grape phylloxera)
Lineage: Eukaryota; Metazoa; Arthropoda; Insecta; Hemiptera; Phylloxeridae
Exons: 10
Coding region: 210-2354 (714 amino acids)
Cellular component (GO): nucleus; ribonucleoprotein complex; cytoplasm
Molecular function (GO): RNA binding; ATP binding; RNA helicase activity
Source: RefSeq, a predicted model, not a curated record
ACAACGAACGACACUCACACUUUCAAACAUGGCCGCUUCUCCGUCUUGAAACGACCAUUCUCUGUUUUUCCGAUCAAUAUUAAACAAUUAACACACUUAAACCAAUAAAUUUAAUUUCACAUUAUACCACUUAUAUUAACAAAAGAACUCUAUAAUAAAGUUCAUUAAUUUUGAUCUUGAAAUUCAUCAAAAAAUUUUUUGAAAAUAAUAUGUACAACAAUCCUGGUUAUCCAAUGUAUCAACAACGUACACCCCAAAAUCAAGGUUAUGGUGGUAAUCAUUUUUGGAAAUCCCAAAAUGGAAAUGCUGACAAUACAGAUUUUGGAGGAGCCAUGUUUAAACCAAUGAAUAAGACACCUGGUGAUUUAUUGAGAAAACCAAACUGGACUCGUGAAUCUCUUCAACCGUUUAAAAAAGACUUUUAUUCUCCACAUAUAGAUACUAUUAAUAGGAGUCAAGAUGAAGUGAAUUCCUACCGUGUUGACAAAGCGAUAACAAUUCGUGGCACAAAUGUUCCAGACCCAAGUCAGUUCUUUAUUGAAGGAAAUUUUCCAGAAAGUGUUGUUCAAGAAUUAAAAAAACAAGGAUUCUUAGAACCAACUGCAAUUCAAGCUCAAGGAUGGCCUAUCGCUUUAAGUGGUCGUGAUCUUGUGGGUAUUGCUCAGACUGGUUCUGGAAAAACUUUAGCAUAUAUGCUGCCAGCAGCAGUACACAUCAGUAAUCAGGAACCAUUACAGCGUGGUGAUGGUCCAAUUGCGUUGGUAUUAGCUCCAACUAGGGAAUUAGCACAACAAAUUCAAAGUGUAGCAAAAAUGUUUAGUUCAAGUAUUAGAAAUACUUGCAUUUUUGGAGGUACCCCCAAAGGCCCACAAGCUCAUGAUUUACAAAAUGGUGUUGAAAUUGUAAUUGCAACUCCUGGACGAUUAAUUGAUUUCUUAGAACGUGGAUCGACUAACUUGAAACGUGUAACAUAUUUAGUUCUUGAUGAAGCUGAUCGAAUGUUAGAUAUGGGUUUUGAACCACAAAUUAGAAAAAUUAUUGAACAGAUAAGACCUGACCGACAAGUAUUAAUGUGGUCUGCAACAUGGCCAAAAGAAGUCCAGGCAUUAGCUGCUGAUUUCUUAGUUGAUUACAUACAAAUUAAUGUAGGUUCUUUAGAACUUGCUGCCAAUCACAACAUUCAACAAUUUAUUGAAGUAUGUGAAGAUCAUGAAAAAGAUUAUAAAUUAUUUGAAUUGCUUAUGAAAAUAUCGAUUGAACCUGGGUUUAAAGCUAUAAUCUUUGUAGAAAAAAAAAAGAAAGUUGAUGAAUUAACUAAACAAAUUAGGAAUGAAGGUUACACUGCCACAUCAAUGCAUGGAGAUAAAUCUCAACAGGAUCGAGAUCAUGUUUUAAAUGAGUUUAGAAAUGGAAAAUCACCAAUAUUAGUUGCCACUGAUGUUGCAGCCAGAGGAUUAGAUGUUGAUGAUGUUAAAUAUGUGAUCAAUUAUGACUAUCCAAAUUCUUCAGAAGAUUAUGUACAUAGAAUUGGUAGAACUGGUCGUUCUAAACAAAUGGGGAUUGCCUAUACUUUCUUUUCUUCGAAUAAUAUGCGUCAGGCUAAAGAUCUAAUAGCUAUUCUGGAAGAAGCACAUCAAGUAGUUCCUGAAGAACUUUUGGAAAUGGCCAAUAUGGCAAAAAGUCAUAUGUCAAGUCGUGCUAAAUGGACCAGUCGAUAUCGAGAUGUCAAUACACCUUUGGUACCUCAAGCUCCAUAUGGUCAAACCAACAUGGCAAGAAUUUCUAAUCAUAACUUUUCAAAUGGUAAUGGCUAUGUUAAUGGAUAUAAUAGCUAUAAUAAUGGAGGACCCAACUAUAAUAAUGGUAGUAACUAUACUGGUGGUCAAAACUAUCAGAGUAAGCCUUAUAAUAAUGAACUCAAAAAUGGAGGAUAUCAAUCGGGAACAAAUAAUAUUCCACGCAAUGUACCAAAGUUCCAAAAUCCACAAUAUCAACCACAAUUUAAUGGCAAUAGUGUUCCAAAAUAUGGUCAAAAUCAAGCAAAUUCUGUUGGUUAUAACAAUCGUAGUCAAAACAACUAUCCUAACAAUCAACGUACCAAUUAUCAACCCAGAAAUUAUAAUCAGCAGCGUCAAUUUUCCAACAUGGCAGACAUGUAUGCUGCUGCUAUACCCCCUCAAUACAUGAUGAAUGGUGCUGCUGAUGCAUCAAUACAACCUUUACUUACACAUAAAUUCUUCCAGCAAAACCGCCCUCCUACUGUCACUCAAGAUGCGUUUCAGAGUGGUUAUGCUGCUGUACCUCAAGCAGGUGGUUACCAGUAUUAUGGACAACCUCAAACAGUUCAACAAUAAACAAAACUGAUAUAAUUAAUUUAAAUUUAAAAAUCAAUGUUUAACGAUUGUGACUUCUUAUCAAUUUUUUGGAUUUAGGGGCUAAUUUUUUUUUCUUCCACUGUUUAAUUACAAAUUGAAGUCACAUUCCAAAUUUAAUUAAUAAAGUUAACUUUAUUACUAAUUAUCUAUAUAAUAUAAUAAUCUAAUACUUUUCUUUUUGAAAUGCACAUAAAACUUGAAACAUCCAGAAGAAAUGCAUAAUAUAUUGACAAAACAUGGUUACUAUCUAACCUUAAAUAUAAUAUUUAAACUAGUCUUUAAAAAGUAUAAAAAUGUGUUUUAUACAAAUUAUUUAGACAACUUGAAUGAGUUCCUUUUUUUUCUUUUUUUGCCAAGGGUCAAUUUUUUAUAACAAGUCCAUGUAAAUUGUAUAAAACUCGAUAAAAUUAACAUUAUGAUAUUAAUUUUUAUUUGUCUAUUAAUUUAUAUUGUAAAAAAUAAUAAUACUCGAUCUGUGAUAUUUGUUAAACGAUGUAUAGCGCGAUGUUCCCUAAUUUAGAGUUUAAGGGAUUUAUUUAAAAUGAAAAUUUAAAAAAAAAAAUAAUUUAUAAGAAAAAUGUUUUAGAUAUAUUUUUCUGUGGCAUCUUUAACAAAUCUGGGGGAAAUGGAAAGACUGAUAUGAAAACUCGUAUUUCUAUUUAUUAAUGCGAUAAGCUACUAGUUAUGUGUAGUGGUGCAAUAUAAUGUCGACCAAUAAAUGUCUCAGAUUUUUUUUCUCCAACUGAAUCAUAUUGUUAUUUUAUUGAGAUGUUUUCUUUUUAUUAUUAUUAUUAUUUUUCCUUUUUUAUAAUAGUGAUCAAAAAAAGUUUUAAGGUUUAUAUAGUAUUAAUGUGUAAGUUAAAAUAUUUUUUUUUUUUUUUUUUUUUUUUUUUGUAUAUGCUAUUAUGUGACCCUAUUUGUCGAUACAUAAGAGUUAGCGUUUGCUUACAACUAAGCGCAUUAUUAUAUUGAAGGAUCUUCUGAAAGUUUCUACAUUAAAGUGCAUUUCUUUUAUUAUUCAAACA